CAACAUAGACGUGUGACAUGCUUCACUUGCUACUUAUAAAUAGAACAUAAAACCGCGGGUGAUAUCCUCAUAGAUCCAUACGUAUAUAUAUGUGCGCUUCAUUUUUUAUAUUGCUGAGACUGCGCGGGAGUUUUGAGUUAUCAAUGUGAACUUUUUCGGAGAGCAGUGAGCUGCAUUCGUUUCACUGUUGAGGCAGUGUUUUUCGAGUGGUUGUAGUGAAACGGUGAAAGUAACUUAGUAAUGUGGCUGUGCAGUUUAGGUGACGUUGCCAGUGCGCCAAACUGCUUAUGCCCUUGUAUGAUUGGCAACACACCAUAGUGGGUGCGAGCGAUUUAACGCUUCUUCCGUAUUAAGUUAUUCGAAGAAUUUCAAUUGAAGUUCCUUAUUAGGCCAAGAUGACGUUCACAUUGGAGGAGGGUGGGUUCGGUGUAGGAGACUACGCUGCCUUCGGGGUGCUAUGUGCUGCAUCCUGCGCUGGCGGAAUGUGGUAUAGCGCCGUCGGUUCUCGAGCCAAAGCCGUAGUGGACAUCAAAGAUUACCUGCUUGGAGGGCGAGCAAUGUCAACUUUUCCUGUAGCUAUGUCACUUAUAGCCUCGUACGUAUCAGGUGUAACGAUUUUGGGAACACCGGCCGAGAUCUAUAAUUAUGGUACACAGUACUGGCUGGUGGUGGUCGGAGUGACACUCAGCUGUGUUGUGGUUGCCACAGUAUAUUUACCAGUAUUCUGUACAUUGAGGCUAUCCUCCUCAUAUGAGUAUUUAGAGUUAAGAUUCAACCGGCAUGUUCGGGCGGUGGCGUCGGUACUUUUCCUAUUGGACGAGGUAUUAUUUCUGCCUAUGGUGGUUUAUGUUCCAGCGUUGGCGUUUAAUCAAUUGACGGGCAUGAAUGUGUUUGCUGUGGGCGGUGUUAUGGUACUCAUAUGCGGAGUUUACACAGUAUUAGGUGGUCUCCGUGCUGUUGUUUGGACGGACUCCGUGCAGACCGGCAUAAUGUUCAUAGGCGUGGUGCUGGUGGCUUCUGCCGGAACGCUUGCCGUCGGUGGAGUCAAGUCUGUGAUCAGUAUAGCCACUGAAUCUGGAAGACUCGAUUUAUCUAAUUGGAGUUUUUCACCGUACGAGCGCCAGACAGGGUGGGGUGCAUUGGUGGGCGGGUUCCUCUACUGGACGUGCUUCAACUCUGUCAAUCAGACUAUGGUACAGCGAUACAUAGCGUUACCUUCUAAGCGUCAGGCAAUCAUUGCUUUAGGUAUAUUCUGCGUUGGCGCUAUCCUGGCGAUAUCGUUGUGUGUAUGGUGCGGACUAGCCGCGUGGGCGACCUGGGUCCUUGGCGGGUGCCAUCCGGGGGGUGUGCCCCUGGUGAAUGACAGGCUGCUUCCGGCAUUCGUCACCUAUGUUUCCAAGACCCAACAUCUCCCAGGGCUGGCUGGAGUCUUCUUAGCUGGAGUAUUUGGUGCUGGUUUGAGUUCAUUGUCAGCAGUGCUGAAUGCUUGCGCUCUAGUAGCAGUCGAGGACAUCCUGCAUGGCUGGCUUCGGCUGCGGCUGAAGCCUCUGACUGAAGGUCUGUUGGCUCGCUCUGUGACUGCAUUGUUGGCCAUAAUCUCCAUCGUUAUGCUGGUUGUUAUUGCAAAACUUGGAGGUGUUCUCGGUGUAGCGACUGCACUCUCUGCGAUCGCUGCCAGUGCCACAUGUGGUGUAUUUACCCUUGGCAUGGCAUGCUGGUGGGUUGGGCCCAAGGGGGCCAUUGCAGGAGCCAUCGCAGGAGCAUUGGUAGCGGGUACAACCUCACUUGGGACGCAAGCCGCUGCUGCCAGCGGACUCAGGGCGCCGCCAUUAAAUCUGACAGCAGAAUGCGCGGCAAACUCUACUUUUAUUUUUGAAAGUUUGGAUCCGGAAACAGUAUUCCCUCUUUUCCGCGUAUCUUACCACUGGAUCGCUCCGUUAGGAUUAUUUUCGACAUUGCUAGUUGGCGCUAUCGUCGGAUAUUUCUUUGACAAACACGAUCCUACCAAGAUGGAUGCUGAACUAUUCACCCCUGUAAUGUGGAGGUGGCUUCCGAACGAAGCGCAUGAGAAUAUAGGAGAGGUUCGUCGCGUCAUGGCCGCUAAAGUGGUCGACUCACCUGCACCGUCGGCUCCUCUAAUUCUAAACAGAAUAAAUAAUAAGAUUGAUGUGAGUGGUGAAUCCAGUAAAUGAGGUGAGGUGACAUGAGCUGUGAUAAUCUACAAAUGAACUCAUAUUGACUAAUUAUAUUAAUUUCCUAAUUAUAAUAUACUUAUGUAGAUGAAGUGAGUAUUUGAUUAUAUAAAAAGUUGUCAAAUUGUGACUUAGGUGGCUACUCAGAGUUGCUAGAAUAAUUUAUUUAGUAGUUAUUAACUCAUGUCAGAUGAUUA
Molecule: messenger RNA, 2389 nt
Organism: Achroia grisella
Lineage: Eukaryota; Metazoa; Arthropoda; Insecta; Lepidoptera; Pyralidae
Product: sodium-coupled monocarboxylate transporter 1-like
Exons: 13
Coding region: 396-2192 (598 amino acids)
Biological process (GO): transmembrane transport; sodium ion transport
Cellular component (GO): membrane
Molecular function (GO): symporter activity
Source: RefSeq, a predicted model, not a curated record